AUGGCGGCGGCCGGAAAACGAACGGUGACCCUCGGCGGCAAAGGAUCUUCUCUCACUCCCUCCUCCGUCUUCGAGGUCGCCAAUGGAUUCUCUCGCGUCACGAUCGACUCCUCCGCUCUCUCCCGACGCUCCUCCCCCUCCUCGAAUUCCACCGCCGCGAAAUUUCCCUUCGCGGUUCCCAAUUAUUUCACCCGCGAGGAAGCUAGGGCUUCUUUGAUCCUCCUGUUGAACAAGCUAGUACUUUCUUCGUCUUCUUCAUCCGCCGCGACCCAGCUGGUUGAGAUCCUCGAGCGAGAUGUUCAGAGCUCGGAUUACACCCUGAACGACAUCGCAUCGAGUGAUUUGGCGCAGCUGGAUUACUCCGUCGCGGCUGUUGACGGCGUUUCCGCUGUCCUUGACCACCGCUCGUCUGCUUUGUGUUCCAUCGCCGACGCCGUCGCGGCUAUCUCGUGUGAGGCCCUGCGAGCUGACGUGUCGCCAUUCAAUCUGAUGGACUCCGGCGACGGCUCCUCGGCGAAGGACGCCGUUUCGGUUGCCGCCGAUUUUAAGGUUUUUGUCAACGGGUCAAAGCUGGUCAACACCGGGAAAAAGCUUUUGGAUCCUUCGGUGGCGGAGAUUCCUUCUGUCCACGGCAAUUUCAGGGAGGUCUCUCGUGCCCUACACUCAAAAACUAGGGUUCAGUUGAACUCCGGGUUCCGGGCUGGCUCAGCCAAGGACAUGUCGACCUCAUUGUCAUCUUUGGGUCUGUCCCUGCUGAAUGUGGGGGAUAUUAGUGUCCGCCGAUCAAACCUCCUUCUGGCGGACUCUAUUUUGGACAUGGAGCUGCGUGCCCGUCUGGCGGAGAUGCUGGCGGCCGAGUGCCCAGGUGCCGAUGCAUUAGAGCAGCUGUACUCGUCCUCUCAAGCUGCUCUCAGUAAGAAGGACUACCUUUUGUUCCUGCAUAGUAUUUAUGAAUUACUGGAUGUGGUUAGGAAGAUGGUUUCUUGGGAGGGGUUAGUUGCAUUUGUGUCGCUCGAAGGAAGUGAGAUUUUUGCUGGGAAAAUUCGAGGAGACAAUGGAAAUGAGGAUAAGGCUACCGAUGCGGAUAAUGUGAAAACUGACAAGAAGAGUGAGAAGAAAAAGAAGGUAGUUUUGGGGAAAGGAUCAAUUGCUCUUGUGCAGUUCAUCAAGGAUAGGUUGCUGGGUGGAGCAACAAAAGUCGACUUGGGCAAAUGCACUCAGGAUUUCCUCUCAUUGCUGGACCCCAGGGAUUCGAAGUUUGAUGAUCUCAUUUUGAAAGUGAAAGAGAUUGUCGAAAGCAAUGAAAGCCGAAGGUUGCCGAAGCUCCCUAAGGGUACUCGUGAUUUUGCAAAAGAGCAGAUGGCAGUUAGAGAGAAAGCUUUCUCAAUUAUAGUUGACGUUUUCAAAAGGCACGGCGCCAUGGCUUUAGAUACUCCUGCUUUCGAAUUGAGAGAAACUCUUAUGGGAAAGUAUGGAGAAGACUCUAAGCUUAUUUAUGACCUUGCUGAUCAGGGUGGUGAGCUAUGUUCACUCCGUUAUGAUCUGACUGUCCCUUUUGCGCGAUAUGUGGCUAUGAACGGUCUGACGUCGUUCAAAAGGUAUCAGAUAGCCAAAGUGUACCGAAGGGAUAACCCAUCCAAGGGAAGGUACCGUGAAUUCUAUCAAUGUGACUUUGAUAUCGCAGGCCAAUUCGAGAAGAUGGGUCCGGACUUUGAAGUCAUCAAGAUCUUGACCGAGUUGCUUGAUGAGCUUGAUAUUGGAGAUUAUGAGGUUAAAUUAAAUCACCGGAAGCUACUGGACGGGAUGCUAGCUAUUUGUGGGGUGCCACAAGAGAAAUUCAGAACUAUCUGCUCGAGCAUUGACAAACUAGACAAGCAAACAUUCGAGCAGGUCAAAAAAGAAAUGGUGGAAGAAAAAGGUUUGACAGAGGAGACUGCAGAUAAAAUCGGAACUUUCGUUAAACACAGAGGUUACCCUGUGGAGCUACUGUCUAAGUUAAAGCAAGAAGGCGGCGAGUUUUUAACCAACUGUGAUGCUGAUGUGGCAUUGAAUGAAUUGGACAUUUUAUUCAAAGCUCUCCUGAAGUCCAAGUGUGUCGACAAAGUCGUUUUCGACUUGAGCCUUGCACGCGGUCUGGAUUACUAUACUGGGGUCAUAUUUGAAGCUGUUUUUAAAGGGGCUACUCAGGUUGGUUCGAUUGCUGCCGGGGGGCGUUACGACAAUCUCAUAGGGAUGUUCGGGACGAAGCAAGUUCCUGCAGUUGGGAUUAGCUUAGGGAUAGAGAGAGUAUUUGCUAUUAUGGAGCAGCUCCAAAAGGAUAAAAAUCAGGAAAUCCGAGCAACCGAGACUCAAGUCCUAGUCAGCAUCCUGGGUGAUGACCUGUCAUUGGGCGCCGAGCUUGUGAGCGAACUGUGGGCUGCAAAGGUGAAAACCGAGUUCAUGGUCAACAAGAGGGUCAUAAAGCAUAUUGACCGGGCCCGAGGGGCCCGGAUCCCCUACAUGGUGAUCAUGGGGGACCACGAGCUGAGCAAAGGGAUUGUUAAGCUGAAAGAUGUUUUGGCCGCAAACGAGUGUGAAAUCCCGAGAGGUGAGCUCGUUUUCGAGCUCCAGAAAAGGCUGAGCGGCAACACGUCUGGACAAUGA
Molecule: messenger RNA, 2643 nt
Organism: Striga hermonthica
Lineage: Eukaryota; Viridiplantae; Streptophyta; Magnoliopsida; Lamiales; Orobanchaceae
Source: the annotation of a GenBank genome assembly